Molecule: messenger RNA, 831 nt
Organism: Symbiodinium sp. CCMP2592
Lineage: Eukaryota; Dinophyceae; Suessiales; Symbiodiniaceae
Source: the annotation of a GenBank genome assembly
AUGACCCAGCACAAGAUCUUGGGCCACCAGCAGUUGCACACCUCCUUCGUGUCCGACCUUAUGGAUCGCUCAGAGACCCUGCGGCUGACUCGGGCCUUAGAGCUGUUGCUGGCUGACGAGGGCCCCUACGCAGACGAGAAGGUGUUACAGCUGGCGUGGGCGGAAAUGCCCGAUGAAGCCACUGGCCACUUCUUCGCGGUGGCCCUGGGCUUUGUAAGGAAGGGUGGAGGUGGUCCACGGCUACUUGCUAUCACGAACCGUCGGCUUCUCAUCCUGGGGCAGUCGCGCCAUGGAGCAGCCAAGCGGCCCUGCGGGCUGUGCCCGCCGGAGAGCUUCUGCCCAAUUGGCCCAGAGAUCUUCCGAUCCUACGGACACAAUGAGCUCUCGCGAAUUUACUCCGCAAGCGAUGCGCAGCUUCUCGUGGUCGGACGGCUGGAGAAAUCGAAGCUUGGGGAGGUUAAAGAUGAGAAGUUCGACAUCUUCGUCUUCCACUCUGUGGACGCCCAGCGGGAUUUCAAAGAGCGUCUGAUGACGCUGAGUGGCCAAAGCGCCCCUUCGCGCGUGAAGAUCCAGCAGGAGAUGCUGGUGGACAAAGCAGCGAAAUCGAAGACAGCCUCGCGAAUCGCACGGACCACUUGGGCCUACCGCGAAACAGACGAAGGCGAUCGCCUGUCCCUCUUUGUCCUAACGGAGCUGAACUUCUUCGAGCUCGAGGCGAACUUCGGCCUAUGGAUUCCCAGCUCCGUCGAAGAUGAGAAGGGCCACGUGUCCGAGAACGAGUACGACGGUGGGGAAAGCGACGAGGAUGUGGGUAUGUGCCCUGACAUGUAA